CUCCACUUCUAAGCUCUUCACAAUCCCUUGCAUUCUUUUCGCUUCUUCAGAGUUUACGGAAUCAGAAGAUUCUGUACGAAGAACAGUAAACUUGGGUCUCAUAUUUGUUUAUUUUCGCAAAAGAAUUAAAUUACCAGUUUCUGAUGGCCUUGAGAUUAAAAGUUCUAUAAUUUCGUUCAAAAAAUUUCAUUGCAAUCUCUCGUUGUCAAGUCCUUUAUUUUUUCCCUUUCAAAAUUUAUUUUUCCGAGGAAAUUUUAAAUGGAGAGGAGGAGAUCAGCAGUUGGGUUCUCUCUAGGGUUUUCGGUGUUGUUUUUAUUUGUGGGGGUUUCUCUAAUAUCGCCGGCCACGGCGAGAUUCGUGGUGGAGAAGAACAGUUUAACUGUGACAUCUCCUGACAGCAUAAAAGGUACACAUGACAGUGCCAUCGGGAAUUUCGGAAUCCCUCAGUAUGGAGGGAGCAUGGCCGGAACGGUUAUUUAUCCUAAGGAGAACAUGAAGGGUUGCAAGGAUUUCGACGAUUUCGGUAUAUCGUUCAAGACAAAGAGCGGAGCUCUCCCUACAUUUGUUUUGGUCGAUCGAGGAGACUGCUUUUUCGCUUUAAAAGUUUGGAAUGCUCAGAAGGCUGGGGCUUCUGCAGUGCUUGUUGCAGAUGACAUUGAGGAACCAUUGAUAACUAUGGAUUCACCACAAGAGGAUGGUGGAUCUGCAAAGUAUAUUGAGAACAUUACAAUUCCUUCUGCACUUAUUGAUAAAAAAUUUGGUGACAAAUUAAAGAAGGCACUCAGCUCUGGGGAUAUGGUUAAUGUUAAUCUUGAUUGGAGGGAAGCUGUUCCACACCCGGAUGAUCGUGUGGAAUAUGAGCUCUGGACCAAUAGUAAUGAUGAAUGCGGAGUCAAGUGUGAUAUGUUGAUGGAGUUUGUGAAAAAUUUCAAAGGUGCAGCACAAAUACUUGAAAAAGGUGGUUAUACCCAGUUCAGACCCCAUUAUAUAACUUGGUAUUGUCCUCAGGCCUUCACAGUGAGCAAACAGUGCAAGUCCCAAUGCAUCAAUCAUGGAAGAUAUUGUGCACCUGAUCCUGAGCAGGAUUUCAGCCAAGGUUAUGAAGGGAAAGAUGUAGUUAUUGAAAACUUAAGGCAAUUAUGUGCUUUUAGAGUAGCAAAUGAAUCAAAAAAGCCUUGGGUUUGGUGGGAUUAUGUAACUGAUUUUCAAAUAAGAUGUCCAAUGAAGCAGAAAAAAUACAACAAAGAGUGUGCUGAUGCUGUUAUCCAAUCUCUAGGGAUUGAUAUCAAACAGGUAGAGAAGUGUAUGGGAGACCCAAAUACUGACUCUGAAAAUCCUGUUCUUGAAGAAGAGCAAGAUGCUCAAGUUGGAAAAGGAUCAAGAGGCGAUGUGACAAUACUGCCUACCCUUGUUGUUAAUAAUAGACAAUAUCGAGGGAAACUGGAUAAAAGUGCUGUUCUUAAGGCCAUCUGCUCUGGUUUUGAGGAAACUACUGAGCCAGCUGUUUGUUUAAGUGGCGAUAUAGAGACAAAUGAGUGUUUGGAUAAUAAUGGUGGUUGCUGGCAAGAUAAAACAGCCAAUAUCACUGCUUGCAAGGAUACAUUCCGUGGAAGAGUAUGUGAGUGUCCCAUGGUUGACGGUGUGCAGUUUAGAGGAGAUGGUUACAGCACCUGUCAAGCAAGUGGACCUGGACGGUGUAAGGUAAAUAACGGUGGUUGUUGGCAUGAAACUCGGGAUGGGAAGACCUUUUCUGCCUGUGUGGAUGUUGAAGGCAGUAAGUGCAAGUGUCCUCCAGGAUUUAGAGGUGAUGGUGUCAAAAGCUGUGAAGAUAUUGACGAGUGCAAAGAAAAGAAGCGUUGUCAGUGCCCUGAAUGCAGCUGCAAGAAUACAUGGGGUAGCUAUGAUUGCACUUGCAGUGGAGAGCUCUUGUACAUCAGGGACCACGACACUUGCAUAAGUAAGAGGGCUGGUGAAGUAAAAACUGCAUGGGCUGCUGUGUGGGUCAUUCUAAUAGGAUUGGCCAUUGCUGCUGGUGGAGCAUAUCUUGUUUACAAAUAUAGAUUAAGAUCAUACAUGGACUCAGAGAUCAGAGCCAUUAUGGCACAGUACAUGCCACUAGACAGCCAAACAGAGGUCCCAAAUCAUGUAGGACAUGAUCGCACCUAAAGCAAGCUCUUCUGUUCUAUUUUUUGACUCCUGGGCUGUGCAGACAUAUGUUGUGCUUCUCUUUAUCUGGUGGCAUUUGGUUCUGUAAAUUAUGGUGGUUCAAAAAGGCUGUACAAGAGAUUACCCUGAGAUUUAAGAGAAUGUUUAGAUAGGGUUUGGUCAUUUGGGGGGAGGGGGAGG
Nelumbo nucifera (sacred lotus) is the source of this 2346-nucleotide messenger RNA. Its product is annotated as vacuolar-sorting receptor 3-like. The record is from RefSeq and is a predicted model, not a curated record. NCBI's taxonomy places the organism in Eukaryota, Viridiplantae, Streptophyta, Magnoliopsida, Proteales, Nelumbonaceae. Gene Ontology annotation, molecular function: calcium ion binding.